CCGCAUCCCACAAACAACAUGGCGGCUCCCGUACGGUUGCUCUCCUGUCUGCGAGUAUGUCGGGUCAACCCAGUCAACAAUGGUGGACUCUGUCACUUUAACAAUAUGUCCACCCAGUGUGGACGUGCAGGUCAGGUUUCAUCAAAGUUUUUUGGACAUUUCGGUCUUAAGAAUGUGCACACUGACCUAGUUUUACCUGGUAGAGUAAAACUUUUUGCACUAUCCAAUUUUGGAGGUGUCAGGAGAACUUUUUCCAGUAAGUGUAGUUUGAAUGCUGCACGGAUUAGGCAUAGAAAUUUACCAGCCAAGCAGCUGCUGCAGCAUAAGACACACCGAUGUCAACCUCCCAGACGAACGUUCAAAAGUAAACUUGGAAGUGAUGGAGCGAUAAGAGGAGGUUUUAAACAAUCAAAGCCAAAGGAAGGACUGGGAAGAGGUGGUGAUGGUGCAGUAACAUUAGUCAAGUCAUUUGCUUUCACAGCUGGUGUUUGCGUAUGUAGUUUUACUGGUUGCAUGAUUUGGUGCUAUGAGGAUGUAAGGAGCCAGGCUAGAAGGUUUGAGCGUCACUUACGCACCUUUAGUGCUGAUAGAGCACAGAAGAUCGGGUUUCGACAGGAUAUGGAUCAUAUAUGGAGCCAAAUACCACCAGGCCACAAGUUGGUCGCUGGAAUCAUUGCUGCUAACAUUGCCGUAUUUAUGUUGUGGAAGGUACCGAGUUUCGCAUCAACUAUGGAAAGAUAUUUUUUGUUACUAAAUCAGAACCCUCGCAUUUCGAUGCUCCUGUCUUCCUUCAGUCAUAUGCACUUGGUGCAUAUCUCCAUUAACAUGUAUGUGUUCUGGUCAUUCAAGGACAUUGCCUCAAAACUGGGACGUGAACAGUUUAUGGCUGUGUACCUUAGUGCAGGGGUGGUUUCCUGUCUUUUUAGUCAGAUAAACAAAGUUGCCAGAGUCAUCCCUAUUGGAAGUCUUGGUGCUUCUGGAGCUAUAAUGGCCAUUUUUGGAAUGUUAGCCCAUAUGGUACCUGAAGCCAGGCUACACGUUCCCUUCGUUAGCAUGGUGUUGCCACACAGCUUCUCCAUGGAUACGGGCGUCAAGUUUAUCCUUUGCAUGGACACAUUGGGCCUGAUCCUUGGCUGGAGAAGGCUUGAUCACGCAGCCCAUCUGGGAGGCUUACUGUUUGGAUAUUUGUAUGCAAGGUAUGGCCGAGAAUUGAUCUGGAAUCGGAGAUACCUGGUAAUCAAUAAGUGGAGAAAAUUUAGGGAGUAGAUCUUCUCCAUCAAAACUGUGGUCAGCAAAUGACAGAAGUGUGGAGGAUGAAUUCUGCAUAAAACUUCUGAUGUUCUGUACGAGCGGCCGAAAUUGAAAGGAAAGCUCUAAAGUGGUGAGCGUCAACAAAGAACUGAGGUUAAUUUGACAGUGAAGUCGAUGGCAGACUUCCAAGGAGGAGGAGGGUUUUCUGUGUUAAAUGUCUGGUGGUUUGCUUAAAAGUUUGUGGAGCAACAAAAAUACCUCUAUCAAAUCAGUACAACCCUUUCUUUACACCAUAAACAUACCAAAUUGAAGUAAGAUUAGGAAUAGUGUUGGUGCCUGCCCUACACAGGUCAUCAGUCUAUGUAAACGUUCCACAAGUUUAUGUCAGGUCUCCAUGCACAUCCAAAGACUGCAUUGAUGGUGAAAACUAAAUAUAAGAAUUAAAGAAUUCUAAUCUUGAUUUACUGGGGAAAAUUAUACAAUGACAUAAUUAAGUGCUUUUAUUUUGUUUUGAAUAUCAUAAUCCACUUUGAUUUCUUGAUAGCAUUGAAGCAAAUAUUCUAUGACUGUAACCAAGGAAUAAGUUAGCAUGUGUUAUUUAUGAUUUUGAGCUGUUAUUGCUAACCAAUUCACUCCUGAAAUUUCAUAAUGAAUUAUUCCAACGUUUGAAUUGGAAGAGUUCAAAUGUGUCUUCAGGGGUGAAUGAGUUCAAGUUUGUUUACAGGGUAAUUUCUCUAAAGUUCUUAAAGGGGGAUAGGGAUAUUGAUAAUUGGGAAUUUUAUCAAUCAUAAUUAUAAAAUGUGUGUUUAUUUGUUUUUGUUCUUAAGGAUCACCAACCCACUGACAUUAACUGAAGUUAUGCAUUGGAAAUUGAUUUUUCAGGCACAAAUAUAGUUUUGAUCAAUCAUUUCAGAAAACAAAACCGUACCUUUUGGGAAUUUUAUGACAAAUUGAUAAAGAUGAAAUAAAGGAAAUAUAAUCAACAACAGUGUUUUGAGUGUAAAAUUUCUGCGGGUCUCGACCGGGAUUCGAACCCUGGACUUCAGAUAUUGUACUGUUUAUAUAACCAACAACAGUGUUCUGAGUGUAAAAAACCCCACCAUAAGGCUAGACCUGGAUUUGAACACUGAACUUCGGACUGCUUAACCGAUUGAGCUACCUGUCGACAAAAGUGUGUGUCCAGGGCUCAAUUGUUCUACAGUUAUAUCUGAAAGGAAGGUCAAAAGAGGUUAUACUCCAACAGUGUUAGAGGUUUGCUUUUGACAGGCGGCGUCAAAGUCGACAAAAUCAUAUCCGUUAGAAAAAAAGCUGACCAGCGGCCUCUUAUGUUAUAGGAGUAGGGGAGGUUGCUGCAUAUAGAAAGAACCACAGUGCUGCGGGACAGGGAUGGUUAAAAGAAUCAGUUUUUCACAAAAUCCUUUUUGAAAUUUUAUUGAGGAAUGAUUUAAAAAUGACAUAAAAUUAAAGCAGGGAAAUAAACCUAUG
Messenger RNA from Mizuhopecten yessoensis (Yesso scallop), 2736 nucleotides. Its product is annotated as presenilins-associated rhomboid-like protein, mitochondrial. The transcript has 9 exons. The record is from RefSeq and is a predicted model, not a curated record. The coding region runs from base 19 to 1266 and encodes 415 amino acids. NCBI's taxonomy places the organism in Eukaryota, Metazoa, Mollusca, Bivalvia, Pectinida, Pectinidae. Gene Ontology annotation, molecular function: serine-type endopeptidase activity. Gene Ontology annotation, cellular component: membrane.